AAGCAGUCUACCUGCUCCUGUAGGAUCAAUGUGACUAAGACAGAGCUCGAAGUCGAGUGAAACCCUCCCCCCACCAUCAUGGCCUCGAUUCCUCACCCUUUGCAGCACCUCUCGAAAGAGGAGACGUGCCUAGCUCGUGAUAUUCUCAAGCAGUCUCAUUCCGGUGAGAUAAUUGAGUUUCGAGAGAUCAGCCUCCUUGAGCCUCCCAAAGCAGAAUUAACCGUUUUUCUUGACCUUGAACACAAAGGACUGCUUUCGGCUAGCAGCCCUCGUCCACAACGCCUUGCCAAAUGCCAUUACGACACAAUCGGAUCAGACAAAAUACCCCGUUACAAUGAAUCUAUCGUUGAUCUCGGCCAAAAAGCCAGAAUAAAGCAUGAAGUGAUUCCUCAGGAUAUUUCUCCUGCUCUCACGAUAGGUGAAUUUGAGGAGGUCGUUAAAGUCAUUAAUGCGUCGCCCAUGUACAAAGCAGCGCUGGCUGAACUUCAACUACCAGACUACUUAGAGCCUAUUAUAGAGCCAUGGCCAUAUGGCUCCCUUGAGCCCGAUGAUGACCCCAAAGGCCGAUACUUCCAAGGUCUUGUCUUCGCAACAGACAAACGCAGUGGUAACCCAGACACGAAUUUCUACCCAUUCCCAGUCCCUCUUAUACCAGUUGUUGAUUACCACAAGCGUGAGGUUGUUCGAAUCAUAAAGCUUGCGACGGGGGGUAUAGGUGAACCAGUGAAUUCCACCGCCCACCCCAAGAAUCCGAUGGACCACUGCGUCCCGGCCGAGUAUAUUCCCGAAUUGCUUCCAGGAGGUGUCCGUCAAGACCUUAAGGAGCUGAAUGUGGUUCAACCAAACGGCCCGUCGUUCAAAGUCACGGACGACUCACUUGUCGAGUGGCAGAAGUGGAGGUUCCGAGUUUCGUUUACGCCUCGUGAAGGUGCGGUUAUCCAUGAUGUUCACUACGACGGUAGAAGUGUGCUAUACAGAUUGUCCAUGAGUGAAAUGACUGUUCCUUACGCCGAUGCCUGGCCUCCCUUUCACAGAAAACAGGCCUUCGACUUUGGCGAAGGUGGCGCUGGAGCUUGUACGAAUAACCUUGCCCUCGGUUGUGAUUGUCUAGGUCACAUCAAGUACUUUGAUUCCGUGAUUCUUAAACCGAACGGAGACGUUCUUGACCAUCCUAAUGUGAUUUGCCUGCACGAGCAAGAUAACGGAAUUGGUUGGAAGCAUACCAAUUGGCGGACCGGUCGCGCAGUCGUAACACGCAACCGUGAACUCGUUGUGCAGUUCAUCAUUACGCUUGCCAACUACGAAUACGUCUUUGCGUACAAGUUCAACCAAUCCGGCGGCAUCGAUAUCGAGACGCGCGCGACUGGAAUUGUCAGUUGCGUGAACAUCGACGCCGGCAAGAUAAGUGAGUACGGGAACGUCGUCAACCCUGGCGUUCUUGCACAGAAUCACCAGCACAUCUUCGCAAUACGGAUCGACCCUGCGAUUGACGGGCACAAGAACACGGUCGUGCAGGAAGAAUCGCUACCCGUGCCUAUGAACGCGAAGACGAAUCCAAAUGGCAACUUCUAUCAGGUCGUGAGGACGCCGCUGAAGCAGUCGCAGUGGGUGGAUGCGAUGCCUCAGAACAAUCGAGUCUUCAAGAUCGUGAAUGAGAACAUCAAGAAUCCAAUCAGCGGCAGACCCGUAGGAUACAAACUCGUCCCUCCGCCGACGCAACUCCUCUUGGCAGACAAGCGAUCGAAACAAGCAAAGCGGGCUGCUUUCGCUCAGCAUCACCUGUGGGUGACAAAGUACCGGGAUCAAGAACUGUGGGCAGCAGGUCCGUACCUCUAUCAUUCUAGCGAGGAGAUCGGGGGCGUUCAGGACAUGGUGGCGCGUGGAGAUGAUAUCCAAAAUGAAGAUGUGGUGUUGUGGUCUGUCUUUGGACUGACUCACAACCCCCGAGUGGAGGAUUGGCCUGUGAUGCCAGUUGAGAUACAUCAAGUUUCAUUACGUCCUGCGGACUUCUUUACAGCAAAUCCAAGUCUCGACGUGCCCAGUAAUCGCAAUCUAGCCAGUAAACUUGAGAAUGGCUCUGCUCAUACCAAUGGCAAUGCGCAGACGUGCUGUCACCGAACGAACACGGUCGCCAAUGAAAACUGAUGGUUUUGUCUCAAUAUCGUUUCUACUGAAAGCUCCAUUUUUGGAUGAGCUGUAAUAUAGCCGACAGUUAAAUGACACACAUGCUCACAGCACUCUUCGUGGCGUGAGAAAAAUUCGUCCCAUCGCAUUUACAGCGCUCACCGCAACGCAUCACUAGCUCUUUACCCAUCAUUUCCUAGACUCUGAGGUGCACCCAGAAACACCAAUGACGCCACGCUUAUUACUUUUGCUUUCAAUUCGCGUCCUGUCGAAGCACC
This is a messenger RNA of Verruconis gallopava, 2402 nucleotides long. RefSeq lists its product as uncharacterized. NCBI's taxonomy places the organism in Eukaryota, Fungi, Ascomycota, Dothideomycetes, Venturiales, Sympoventuriaceae. The coding region runs from base 79 to 2145 and encodes 688 amino acids. The record is from RefSeq and is a predicted model, not a curated record. The transcript has 5 exons. Gene Ontology annotation, biological process: amine metabolic process. Gene Ontology annotation, molecular function: copper ion binding; primary methylamine oxidase activity; quinone binding.